AUGGAGGAUGCGCGGCAUCACAGGCCGCCUCCGCCGGCGAUUCCACCGUCGCCAACUUUAUCAAACCCGGAUAUGAUCCUGCCGUUUGAAGACGAGCGCGAAUCUUCCACACCUUCUCCGCCAUUCAACCUACCUUCCCUAUCCCAUCUCCAAUCGUUCUACAACAACCGACCUUUUCCCCAAGAUUACAAUGGAAAUGGCGCUCCCAUGGCUUCUCACCGAUCCCAGAAAAAGCCUUUUCCGCGUCACACGUGGCAACAUGACGCUCUUGAUGCGAGCCGUCGCCUGUCUGACAUCGGGGAGGAGGAUAUGUCGUCAACUUCGUCAGUAAGCGGUUUUGGACCGAGCCUGGAAGUCACGCAUAACCGCCGACUGGCCGGGUCACCAGCCUCGCAGCGCACGGUAGAGGACACGGAGGCCAAGGAAACAGGAGGGCGCAGUAGCUCGUCUAGUUCUACAAUUAGUGGCGCUAGUGAGACUUCUUCAUCGGAGGAGGCCAAAAAUCGCCAGAGUGGACAGAGAUCUUCGCAAGAGGAUCGUGCCCUAGACCAAGAGCAGUUAAUUGAAGCUGUUCGCAUCAUGAAGGAGAAUGCCAUUGGCAGAGUAGUAGCGAAUACGGAGGAAGGAGGCCCUGGUGAUGAACUAUCCUCGGUGAUUCUGAGCAGCGAAGCUGAAAGGAUUCUGGAGAAUGCAAAGAAACGGCUCACGCUCAUGGAAGGUAACUUGACUCGGGCUCGAUCCUCGAUGCGGACAUCGCCAUCACUUUCGGUGUCGCCAACGCCGUCCCCUGGCACCCAAGCGAUAGGGCUGGGUCAACCAGUUGGCGGCUUGUAUCAAUCGAUCUCCCGUGCGGAUCGCAGAGCAUCGACUCGUCCUCGUGCAACAUAUACCUCAUCCCAGGACACUGGUAACAAUCGUCAUUCCCGGGUGUAUAGCGAAACACGUUUGCCAUCAGCAGACCAAUCAAGUCUCCCAACUGUCGAACCAGACCUGUCCAGGUCUCUCAGUGCUCUAGGAUCGAGCAGUGUCUCCAACUUCAACAAUGAUGGGCGAACAUUCCGUUAUGAUCCAAACAGGGCGUAUCUUACGCACCGUGCGUCUGUGUCGAAGCCACACUCCGCUCGUGCUUCUCCCUCGAACUUGCAGGAAGACAACUCGGGUUCACCUAGUGGGCUGGGUAUCUCAGCGGAAGAUACAGAGGAUCAAACCUUAGGUGCAGAGGAUAUCCAUUCAGUCUACCCUGUGUCUGAUCCUCCAUCUCGGUCACAGUCGCAGCUGCAAGUGAGAGAUCUCCAAGAUCAGAUGAAGGGUCUGCAUAUCAAGAUCUCCAGUCUGAAAGUGAAAGCACAGGAAGACAAUCUACGCCGACGUAGCUUACAGAGUCUGCGGACCCCCAGUCCUUUCACGGCAGCAGAUCAGUACUUCACCAAUACAAUGGAGCUGAGAGAUAGCCAUCUGCGCCCCGGUGCGGGACGGAGUCCGGACUACACUCAAGAGCCCCGUCACAGUGGAGAAUACGAACACGCACGAGACGGCAACGAGGCUGUCACUGGCCAUUACGGAAGCGAGACAUCUGAUGCUAAUGUACAACCCCCGCAACCAAAGGUUCUCGAACCCGUGGACGAAGAUGGGCAAUCGGUCAUUGAGAGCUUGUACGAAGAUGCAGAGGAAGGGGAAUACAAUUCCGACGACUCAUCUGACAUUGAUCGUGAGGCCCUGAGUGAGAUAUUGCGCGAGCCUCUGGAGGACUUUGACGAGCUGGACGCAUUUCCCGCGGUCCCAAAUUCUGACUCUCGACCCCAUGAAGAACGUGAAGAUGCAUUUGACUACGAAAAUUUCAUCCUACACAGCGCCCUGGGCAAUUAUUCAGCCAGGUUAAGGAGAACAAGUAAUGUCUCAACUUCAUCUGUCGAAACAACGCGGCCUAUCCAUGAUCGUUCUCAUGUCCGUCACUCUCGCACGAACAGCGGGGCAUCCCUGUCAACCGUAGCAUCGUACGCGACUGCGACUGAAGGAGACCACGACGACCUUGAAAGCGUCCUCUAUUGGGACAGGAGAUUUAAUGAUGAAUUACGUAGUAAUCAGCGUUAUACUUCUGAACCUGCUGCUGAGAAGCGGCACUCAACUGGCUCCGAGUCAGAGAUGGGAACGCCUCGCGCGGUCCGAAGACAGCCGAACAGCAGGAGCAAUGAGGAUGAAUAUCUCUCGACUCCCCGACAAUCUAUGACUGGGUCUGCAACUCCGACAUCUCUGGUGUCCUCCCUCGUAUCCACUGUGCGAGCGGCGUCCAGUCCCCAUCCGAAGUCCAUGGCUAAUGGCAACAUGGGAAUCAACGAGGACGACACGCGCCUCUUAGAACAGUUGUUCAAGAGUUUGGGCGAUGUUUGCAUAGAUCUUCAGACCAUUACGACCUCCUCCGACCCAGACCCCAAGCGCGUACGUCAACUGAGACGGCGAUUGGAUGCUGCUCGACGUGUACUUGAUGGAGAGCUCGAUACGUAG
Molecule: messenger RNA, 2502 nt
Organism: Aspergillus bombycis
Lineage: Eukaryota; Fungi; Ascomycota; Eurotiomycetes; Eurotiales; Aspergillaceae
Exons: 3
Coding region: 1-2502 (833 amino acids)
Source: RefSeq, a predicted model, not a curated record